This is a messenger RNA of Penicillium robsamsonii, 1296 nucleotides long. RefSeq lists its product as uncharacterized. The transcript has 3 exons. The record is from RefSeq and is a predicted model, not a curated record. The coding region runs from base 1 to 1296 and encodes 431 amino acids. NCBI's taxonomy places the organism in Eukaryota, Fungi, Ascomycota, Eurotiomycetes, Eurotiales, Aspergillaceae.
AUGGCCAAGAAAGGAGGAAAGAAGAACAAGAAGGGCAGCAAGCCCGUCGCCGCCGCCGCUGUAGACACCGUCAAGGACGUGGUUGAACCCGAUCACAAAUCCGAGGACCAGAUCAAGCAAACCGAAGGCCAGACUGAGACCGUCGAGCCGACAGAGGCGCCCGAGACUGCGACACAGCCCGAGACCGUCGCCGAGUCCAGCAAGGCAUCCGAAGUCAUCCCCCCGACCGAGACCCCCGCAACUGAGAUCCCAGCUGUGGUGGAGACCGAGGAGGUGGAUAUCAAGGAGGUCUUGAAGGCCGAGGAGGCUCCCGCGACAGAGGGAACAGUUGAGGAGGCCGUGGGGAAGGCGCAAGCCUCCAAGGCCGGUCAGAUGGGUGAGUUGGAAGGUGGCGCUGCUGCAGGUACUGCUAUCCUCCCAGAGACGACUACCCGGGAGCCCGCUUCGACCGCCGCGGCCGGCAUUCCUGCAACACUGGUCGAGCGCCCCAAGACCUCGGAAUCAACCACCGCCCCUGCUGUCGUUGCGCCCGAGCCUGUGGCCCCUGCUGUUGCGCCUGUUGCCGCCCCCGUCGAGAGCGAUGCUGCCCACCCCAAGCGCCCGUACGAGAAGCCCAUCUUCAACACUGAGGAGAACCUGAAGCCCCACAAGAUGCCCAAGACCGACGAGGAGCCGGUCGCGGCUAGCGUCGCCGAGGACAAGAAGACCAUUGAGGCUUUGGCCGGUGUUGGACCUGCUUCGGCUGCUGCGCUCACAACCCCUGAGCCUGCGCCUGUUCAGGCCGAGGCACCCACGGUUGCCGAUACACCCAAGGUCGUUGAUGCACCUAAGAUUGCCGAGGAGAAGAAGGUCGCCGAGGCACCCAAGGUCGCCGAGGCACCCAAGGUCGCUGAGACACCCAAGAUCGCCGAGGAGAAGAAGGUCGCCGAAGCACCCAAGAGUACCCCUGCCCAGUCCGCCCCCAAGUCUCCCUCAUCUCCCGUAGCGGUCGCCGCCGCGAACGCUGCCCUCCUCUCCUCCAAGGGUGACAAAGCUGCUGCUCCGGCCGCCGCCCCUGUUGUCAAGGAGGCUGAGCCUAAGAAGCCCGAAGCUGCCCUGAGGCGUGGCGAGGAGCCGGUGCGCAAGGCUGACGAGGCCGAGCCCAAGCCCGAGCCCAAGCCCGAGACCAAGGCUGAGUCUGUCAAGGAGGAGACUCAGAAGCCAUCUCAGACCGCAGCAGAGCAGGCCGAAAAGGUCGAGCAGGCCGAGAAGAAGAAGGGCGGAUUCAUGUCCUGGUUGAAGCGCAAGUUCAAGUAA